Molecule: messenger RNA, 733 nt
Organism: Phragmites australis (common reed)
Lineage: Eukaryota; Viridiplantae; Streptophyta; Magnoliopsida; Poales; Poaceae
Product: plant cysteine oxidase 1-like
Exons: 5
Coding region: 1-597 (198 amino acids)
Molecular function (GO): oxidoreductase activity, acting on single donors with incorporation of molecular oxygen, incorporation of two atoms of oxygen
Source: RefSeq, a predicted model, not a curated record
AUGGUGGUCUCAAAGAAAGUUGCACUCCACGUAGAUGGCCUGACGCUGCAGGAUGUUGGCCUUGAUGCAACCAUGCCGUACUUGAGAGCUAAUCCGCAAGGUCGCCCUAAAGUGACCUAUCUGCACUUCGCUGAUUCUCCCCGGCUCUCGUUCGGCGUCUUCUGCUUGCCACAGUCUGCCGUCAUCCCACUCCAUGACCACCCUGGGAUGACGGUCUUCAGCAAGAUCCUUUUUGGCUCCAUGCACAUCCGGUCGUAUGACUGGGUUAAGGCUCCUGCUGGCAACCAGGCCACGAGAAUGUCAAAUGGUGCUCGUCUGGCGAAGCUGAACACGGAUGCCGUCUUGGACGCCUCGUCGGAGACGGUGGUGCUGUACCCGGAGGACGGAGGAAACCUGCACUGCUUCACCGCGACGACGCCCUGCGCGUUGCUCGAUGUCAUGGGUCCCCCCUACUGCCAGGCUGAAGGAAGAGAUUGCUCUUACUACGGUGCCAGAGCUGUGCCUGCAGGUGGGGAUGGACAGUACGCUUGGCUCAAACAAGUGCCCAGCACCUUUGAAAUGGAUACCUUCCAUAUGGGACCAAGCAUUCGGAAGUGAAUUGUUGAAUACCGAGGCUCGCAGAUCUUCUACUGAGGAGAACAGUGAUCUUCUUUAGCCUUGUGCUAGUGUCCACGAUCUCAGACAAAAGCACAGAGGGUAGAAGAGAGGAUGAUGGGCUGUGUAGCGAACUUUG